AUGCCUCAAUCUCUAUCCCUAUGGGAUGCGUUUGCGAUCUGUGAAGGGCCAAGCAAGGACGACAGGGCUUGCUGUGGCCUGACCAAGCGAGGAACGCCUUGCAAACUCUACGUAACAGAGGACGUCCACAAAGCCGGCGUCGAGAAGUUGAAUUCUCUAGCACGCCAGCCUUUUAAUCUUCCCAUUCUCUAA
This is a messenger RNA of Penicillium maclennaniae, 192 nucleotides long. RefSeq lists its product as uncharacterized. NCBI's taxonomy places the organism in Eukaryota, Fungi, Ascomycota, Eurotiomycetes, Eurotiales, Aspergillaceae. The transcript has a single exon. The record is from RefSeq and is a predicted model, not a curated record. Bases 1 to 192 code for a protein of 63 amino acids.